This is a messenger RNA of Ogataea angusta, 813 nucleotides long. RefSeq lists its product as uncharacterized. NCBI's taxonomy places the organism in Eukaryota, Fungi, Ascomycota, Pichiomycetes, Pichiales, Pichiaceae. Bases 1 to 813 code for a protein of 270 amino acids. Gene Ontology annotation, biological process: lipid homeostasis. Gene Ontology annotation, cellular component: endoplasmic reticulum; membrane. The record is from RefSeq and is a predicted model, not a curated record. The transcript has a single exon.
AUGCUCUAUAUUGACCAGGACCCAUUUCUGAAAUACAAUCCGUACCUGGAGUCGGCAAAGACGCCGUUCCAAAAACACUGGCACGAGAUGCUGGCCAGCGCCUUGUUCUACCACGCAAUCACCAUGGCUGCUCCGUUGAUCAACACCGCGAUCUUCCGCGAGCACUACACGAGCAUCACUAAUAAAAGACGCAAACUGAACUUUGACAUCCACAUCUCUGCGUUCGUGCAGUCAAUCAUUUCGGUUGCCCUAUGCAUCCCCAUGUUCUUCCACCCAAAUUUCAAAUCCGAUCCCGUGUUUGGAUCCUACGACUUUGCCGGACUGACGGCCGCGCUCACCUGCGGCUAUUUCGUGUGGGACCUGCUGUACUGCUGCUUGUUCCACUUUGACAUGUUUGGCCUGCCGUACCUGUUCCACGCCGCCGCGGCACUAACCGUGUUCGGUAUGACCUUUGCAGGGUUCUGCCAGCCGACUAUUCCUUCGUUCCUGAUCUUCGAGGCUAGUACGCCCUUCGUCAACUUUUACUGGUUCGCGUCGAGGCUGCCAAAGGGAGCGGUCAACGAGACACUGUUCAUGGUGAACGGGAUCCUGCUGAUUGUCUCGUUCUUUUCGUGCCGGAUCGUCUGGGGCAUCUACGCCGCCUUCAGAACUUUCGAUAUCUGCUUGAAAGUGCGUGACCAGCUACCAACGGGCGUCCUGCCCAUCGCCAUAGGGCUGAACAUCGGCCUCAAUGUGCUCAAUAUCCACUGGUUCUCCAAGAUGAUGCUUCUAGCAUACAAGAAAUUUGCACACUCAGGGCGGAAACACGAGUAG